This is a messenger RNA of Salmo salar (Atlantic salmon), 7396 nucleotides long. Its product is annotated as zinc finger protein 516. Lineage: Eukaryota; Metazoa; Chordata; Actinopteri; Salmoniformes; Salmonidae. Gene Ontology annotation, biological process: regulation of DNA-templated transcription. Gene Ontology annotation, molecular function: DNA-binding transcription factor activity, RNA polymerase II-specific; RNA polymerase II cis-regulatory region sequence-specific DNA binding. Gene Ontology annotation, cellular component: nucleus. The record is from RefSeq and is a predicted model, not a curated record.
CUAAUGUAACACAGUACAGGAAAUAGACUCUACUUAGGAGUUAAAGAAGCAAUUGGAGGCUUUGCUUAUCGUCAUUGCUCGAGAGGAAUCAAGCUCUUAGUGCAUUGAAUACUUGGGAGACCGAUGACUAUCCCUGUGUCACAGUGGUUUCGACUCACUCAAUCAUAUGCACUUCAACAUACAGCGCAUGCUUUCACCUUUGCGUUCGCCUAUUCUUCGGGAGUGCUUCCAGGAUAUGUUUUGAUCACACGCUUGCACACAGGGUGAGGACCUGCACAGGCUGUGCAGAGAGCUCACAGAGAGUGAUGCAACCUGGAAGCUGCUGAUAUGCUGAAAAAUAAAGCCGAAGAAAGGCCAGCCAGUGAACUGAACAGGAGAGGAGACAUGGAGUAACAGUCUCUGACUAUACACAGCCACAGAUAGAGCUUGUUAAUGUGUUGCCAUAUACCAUGACUGAUUCUUUCUGACACAGUGUAAGGUACCCAGAGAUGUACGAUUCCCGAUAGUGCUGUGUAAGCUAUUUUACAAAGGGCCGUAUAGCAGGUACAGAGACAUUGACAGUGUUGGAUUCACUGACUGUCAGUGCAUGGAUGAAGACAGAUAGAUGGCAUACUGAAGAUAGAUGGCAAAAGAGUGUUAGAUGAACACGGGCUAAAUAGCACUGGAUGCACCCUUACAGUUGGCAGUGGAUGAGCACGGACAGAGAGCAUUGGGAUUGGCUGAUACAGACGGAGAACACUAGAGCUUGAUGAGCUACCGCAGAUAGCCGUGUAGAUCCACUGUUGGCGAGCUAGCGCAGGCAGGGAGUGGGAGGCAUAGCACCAUGAACCCCAGAGAGAGUGGAGGAGGAGGAGUGGAGGCCAUGGAGACCCAGGCGGGAGGGCUGGAGUUGGGGGAGGAGGGAGGCAAGGCCAGCCAUGGAGGAGAUGGAGAAGAGGGGGAAGAAGACAAGGCCUCAGCCUACGACUGCAACGUGUGUGGCCGCAGCUUCCCCUUCCAGAGCUCUCUGUCGCAGCACAUGCGGCGCCACACAGGCGCACGCCCCUACAAGUGCCCCUACUGCGACCACCGCGCCUCCCAGAAGGGCAACCUCAAGGUCCACAUCCGCAGCCACAAGCUGCGCACGCUCACUAGCCACCACCCCGAGGAGGAGGAGGGACCAGAGGAGGAAGAGGACGGGUCAGUUGAAGUGGGUGUGUCUGAGGGCCUGGACGGUGGAACCAGUCCGACGAAGAGCAGCUCGGCCUGUAACAGGGUCGUCAACGGAGACGCUAACACAGAAGAGGGCAUAGGGAAGACGGCGGUGAGGAGCGUCAAAAGGGAGCAGCGGCCAUAUUGCUGCCGUCUGUGCGGGUACCAGACCCAGCGCGAGGACCAACUCCUCAGUCAUAUCGAGAAGGUCCACAUCACAGCUGACAUGGAGGACGAGACUACCCCAGUGAGUCAGGAGGCAGUGGCAACGGAGGGAGAAGCAGGGACUCAGAUUACUGAUGGUGCCUUCCCCUGUGAGACGUGUGGCCAGGUGUUCACACAGGCCUGGUUCCUUAAGUCUCACAUGAAGAAACACGCAGGCCUCCUUGAGCACUGUUGUCGGGUGUGCGGCCGCCGCUUCAGGGAAGCCUGGUUCCUCAAGAGCCACAUGAAGACCCACAAUGGCUCCAAGGCCUCCGGCCGGGGGAAACCCAAGGCAGACUCCCAAGAGGCCGCGGCCACCAUCAACGAUGUGGCCCAAUAUCCAGAGACCAAUGUGUCCUCCACAAGCCUUUACCAGGUUUGCUCCAAGUGUGGAAACCUGUUCCAUGACCGAGAGAGCCUGAGGGCCCACGAGAAGAUCCACAGCCAGGCUAAGCAGCUGACACAGGGCCAGAGACGACCUAGCGAUGACGGGGACCCUCUCAGUGCCAAAAGGCUCCUCCUGGACUACCUCAGCCUCCGGCCACCGGUUGAAGAAAAACCUGAGGAAGAGAAGAGGCUCUUAGGCCAGAGGAUCCCUGAGCUGGACCCAGUUUGUAGCUACCAGGCCUGGCAGCUGGCUACGCGGGGCAGGGUUCUGGAGCCUGUGGAGGCAUACAGUAUAAAGGCUACGGCAGGCGGAGAAGGGGAUGAGGCCCUGGCUGGAGGGACCGUGGUGUACGAGAAGGAGAGCAGCCGCUACAUCAUGGAGGGCGAGGAGAGGGAGCGACGCUCAGGGAGACGCAGCAGCGCCAGCGGGGAAGGGGGUAGUAGCCACCACACCUCCCCCGGGGAGCGCACUCCCGAGAGCCUGAGCGACUCGGAGUACCGUCCCUCCUCCCGCCAGGGCCGACGUUCCUCCUCCUCCCAGCAGAGCCAGUCCAAGUCCACCGAGUGCUUCGAGUGCGGAAAGGUGUUCCGUAGCCGCCACCAGAUGAUUGCACACCAGCGGGUCCACCAGAGGCGAGAUGGGGGCAGGGGUUCCGGGUCCGGAGGGGACAACAGGGCAGGGCAAGGAGGGGACCGCUGGGGAUCCACCAGUGAUCCCGAAUCAGGCUCCCCUAGCAGGCCCAACACCCCAGGGUACGGGAACUCACUACCAGCCUCCACCCUGGGAGAGGAUGCCCCUGAGAUGGGCACCGCCAACGCAGUCCCACUGGCAGAUGAGAAGCCUUACGUCUGCAGCCUGUGUGACUUUGUCAGCACAGAGUCCUCUGCCUUCCUGUCCCAUCUACGUCUCCAGCACACCAGUGACGGCCGACCUAUUGCCAACCCCAGCUCUGAGAGAGGCACCCCCAGUAGCUUCCCCAAGCUGAAGAGGGCUCUCCUCCACGGGCUUGCUCAAUCCUCUGCCUCCCAUCCUUACCUCUCUGCCCGACCGUCGAGAGACAAAUGCACCGCCGAGAGCAGUUCACCCGCUGACUCUCACCAUGUUGUUCCUCUGGACCUGUGUGUGAGAGCCGAGGGCCACAGGGGCCCGGCCUCCUCAGCCCUUCAGCAGAAGGGCCUGCCCAGUCAUAAGUGCUCCUACUGCUCCCACUCCACCCACUACCUGGAGGUGCUGUGGAUGCACCAGACCGUCGCCCAUCGCAUCAACAGCAGCGCCCUGGCGCCCAAAUGGGCCCUCCUGAAGAAUGGCUUCAAGGGCCCCCGAGAGGGCUCAUCCUCCAGGAGACGCACGGGCCCUCCUCCCGCUCUGGAUGGGAGGGAGUGUCCCUCGUUGCCCCCUGUGGUGCGCACCCCCCGCACACACCCCCCAUUGUUGAAUAGGGGCCAGAAGAAAGACAGCAGGGACAGGGCAACCAGUCAACCCAGCACCUCUUCCUCCUCCACACAAGGGUCCACCUCCUCUGCCUCAGGUUCCCAGAGUGUGCGGCCUCCCAGGGCAGGCAGCAGCAGACAGAGAGGCGAGGCUGUGCCGGAUCAGGGCCAGCGCUCUCGCUCCAACUCCAGGCCCAGGGUGGAGAUCUACCCACGGGGAGGCUCCUCGACCGGCUCCCUGGAGAAGAGCACUGCGGCCGGGGCUCACCAGCGACCCUCAGCCCCUAGCCCCAGUGUUGGAGGAACCACCAGGCUGGUGGAAAGGUACAUGUUGCCUCAGGAAGGCCUUGGAUUCAUGCUGUCCAGCAAACAUGGCCUGGCAGAGUACAGCAGAGCCAGGAGCUCGCCUCAGCCCCAGCCCAAGCCCAAGCCCAAGCCCAGGAGCUCCCAGUCCCACACCCAGUCUCACCCACAGUCCCAGGGCAGACCCAGGGCAGAGCGCCCAGCCCACAACACCACCACGGCAGGCCAGGGCUAUGGAGCCUCCCACUCCCAGACACAUGGGAGCGCCGUCCAGGUAUCCUCCACCUCCUCCUCCUCCUCCUCCUCCUCAGCCCAGCGUGCGGAGAUGAAACAGGAGGAGGCACGGGGGGUGGAGACACCAGAGCUGCCCAUGGACAUCCUGAGCUUCCUGAAGAGCUGCAACUCCAAUGACCUGGCGACACUCUACCACCGCUGGGGCGCCGCCAACCCCCUACUGGACCCCACAGGAAUGCUGAGGCCUCUGGUCCGACAAGGGGAAUGCGCCUGCCAAGAGUGCGGGAAGAGCUUCAGUCAGCCCAGUCACCUCCGCACACACAUGAGAUCCCACACAGGGGAGAGACCGUUCCGAUGCCGCCUCUGCCCGUACCGAGCCUCUCAGAAAGGGAACCUGAAGACCCACGUCCAGAGUGUCCACCACGUACAUUUCGACAACGCCCAGUACCCUGAUUACAGACCACCGGGACUGGGCCCCGAGCAGGACGAGGAGCAGGGGGACUGGUUCUCACCCACCACCACCGAUCCACCGCGACCUAAUAACAGACCCACCAACGUGACAACCCCAGGGCCUAAGAUAGAGCUAGAGACUCCAUCCAUAUUCCCAACCCCUCCCCAAAGACAGCAGAGAGACCUGAGAGCUGUGUCAGAGACACCACCUGACAGAGUGACAUCAGCGUGAACUCAACCCCGUUGCCGUUUCAGAUUCAAAUAUUACCAGGAUUAUUUGAAAUGUGUUUUUUUUUUUUUAAAGAAAGAAAAGGAUUUCUUGGAAAGAGAAGAAAAAUCGGACACUGUGCAACCAAAUGCUGUUUUUUCCCUCUGUGGACCCAUGGGCAAGGAUGGCAUGGUGGCAUAGUGACGUCCCUAUAGCUUUCCGUUGUCCUAUUUUUCCCCAUUUGAUUUAGAUUGUGAUGAAAUGGUUUUGUGCAUUCCUCAGGACACUGAUCCCUUAAAAACACACGGCAGAAUGGAGCAGCCAAGUUGGUGAUGUUUACGCUGACUGAACUGAACACACUUAGCUAACCCUCCGAUUGCAGCUAACUUGACAAGCUUAAGACGGUGUGUGUGUGUGUGUGUGUGUGUGUGUGUGUGUUCUAUCCUCUAGAGGACCACUAUAAUGAGUCCAGUAUGAUUGGCUGAAGUGAAGUGACCACUACACGAUCUGACUCCGAGGCUGUUUGGCCGGUCAUUAAAGAGAGAGAACGAGAGAGCGAGAGAGAGGGAAGGAGAGAGGGCUAAUGACAGUGUGAGAGGAGGUGCCUGCUUUACUGCUCAUUAAAAAGAGUGUGCGCUUUUAAUGGGGGGGUAUAAGCGAGCGUGCUGUUUUAAUGGUCGUUCAAUUAUUGGGAGGAGAAGAAGAGGAGGCCGUUUUCUGAUCCCUCUGAUCCGAGCGUGGUCCUCUUCCCACACCCACACCUCCAACCUCAAAUUAGACCCACUUAAUGAAACCUCUUAGCAGGAACAAAGUGGUCGGACUGUUUGGUUCAAGUUGCCCUUACUCUCCUUUCUACUUGAAUAAGAGUAUACUCCUAAAAGCUAGUCCUCACAACAGUGGCUUUUUUUUGGGGGGGGGGAGUUGAGAGGUCAGGUGUCUAGAGCUUUCAGGGAGCAUUGAUGAAGACAGUGUUUUGUUUCUGAUGGCUACGGCGCCGUCGUAGGGUUGCUGUGUGUGUGUGCGGCUUGUGUGUUUGUGUGUGUGUGUGUGUGUUUUGCCCCUUCUUGAUUACCUCUGCGUAUUAGACUCCCUUUAGACGCUUUGCAUACUACCUCCUUUGCAAUAAAAGCUUGUUUUGGUUUUUGUACGGCCAGGUAUGAAGUGAGGACCAUAGCCAUGCCUUGUAUACUGUAUAUGUGAUAUAAGAAGAGGCUUCACUGUAACCAUAUGUGUGAUGUUUUUCUCAAAGUUGCAUUCACCCUCAUAAAACGCAUCCUGGAUUCAUAGCCAUGCCUAUGACUAUUGGAUUACAUUGAAAUGUAAGUACCUGGGUCCUGUUUGUUAGGGCAGACACCAAAAACAUUUUGCAACGGAAAACCAAAAUGAGCGUUUCUGAUUGGACAAAUCCAGAUGGGCCCUCCCUUUUUCAGUCCACUUUCUUCCGUUUGUUGCCUAAUGAACACCACCCAGGUGAGGUGACGCUCUAAUAAGUUAGUCAUUCUUGUUUUGGUGCAUGGAUGUCAACAUGUUUGUUCAGACAAGCAGACUAUUGUACAGACUGUCUUUUUGAGCAGACUUUGUGUACACCCAAGGCCACAUGCACAGUACAUGACACUGCAAAUGUCCAAGUGUGAGACAGAUAGCCAGAGAUAGAUAGAUAGAUAGAUAGAUAGAUAGAUAGAUAGAUAGAUAGAUAGAUAGAUAGAUAGAUAGAUAGAUAGAUAGAUAGAUAGAUAGAUAGAUAGAUAGAUAGAUAGAUAGAUAGAUAGAUAGAUAGAUAGAUAGAUAGAUAGAUAGAUAGGUAGGAAAAGAGUGAAUAAUUAUCAGCUGUUUAGAAUAAUAUUUUUGUGGGGGGGGUUCAAAGAUAUGGAAUUAUUGGCGUGGGAUAUAGUACUGUCUACUUUGAGACCUCGGUAGUAGUUUUUACAUGAACACAAGAUGAAACGAUUUCUGUAUCGGUUACUUGGUGUGGUUGGUUGAAUAUGCAUACAACAGUGUGCUUGAAUAUAGCUACACUUACUGUAUGUGUAUAUUAAAGAUGAGGAUAGUCAAAUACUUGAAGUGGAUAAUAUAGCCUAUCAAGUAGUGUCCUUAAUAAUUAGUGCCCUUAAAUACCGUUGUACAGAAUUACCCUUUACGAUGAACUCCUAAAAUAUACAUUUGUACUCCUUAAGUGUGACUUAGCAGAUAUGAGCAGACCACGCGGGAGUGAGAGAGUGAGUAUUUGUGCGUGUGUGCGUAUGUAAGUGUGUGUGUCUGUAUUUUCAUCUUACCAAACCUGUUACAGCGUUAGAUACCAAAUGGCAUUUCCGGUGCACUUAGACUAGGUUACUGCUUUAACCCGUUUAACUGUCUUCAUUUCAUUCGGUCUUUGAUUGGUUAAGGUGGUCCAGUUCAAUGUCACCUCUGGUUUUUAAUCAUUAUUAUUCUAAUAUUAUAGAUAUCAAUUAUUUAAUAUCAUUUGCUAUGUGUUUUUUGGGGGGGCGUUUGGUUUGUAUUACACUGCUUAGUUCAGUUUUCUAAUGGAAAAUGAUAGGUGGAUAAAUAUGUUUCAUAAAGAGUGCGUUUUUAGUCUCUCUCUCUUUGCUAAGAAAUGUGGACUUGUUCAGUAGAUAUCCAAGGGUGCCCUCCCAAAGAACUUGGUGAAAGUCUUUAUUUCUAUUUGGUUUUUUUAAACAAUGCCUCCAAGUUGUGUGUGUCUGUUGGCUUUUUAUUUGUAAUUAACUACAUUGUAAUUUUUCCGUAGAUGACAUUAUUUGAAAUGUAUUUGGUUGACAUCUGUAUUUAUUAGUUACAAGGAUCAGAGCAGAAGCAGACAGGAGUUGUUUUAUUUGAUUAUUUUCAGAUUUGUUUUUAUACUUCGUUUUCACUGUCCUUGAUGUGAAAGCUCUACCUCAUCUGAGGCCUUCUUCUGUUCUGUUAAAGUUUUGUACAUCGUUGCAGAAAAUGUAAUGUCCACAUUAAAAACACAAACAUGGCACCGUUCAA